AUGGCUCAGAACGACAAAAGCCUUGAUACCGUGCCAAAGAGCGACACUGGCCAAAGCACGGAGGCCAAGAACGACACCGAGGCGACGGUCAACAAGGCCCUCUUCAACCUGUUCCAGGAACUCAUGACCAAAGGAUCAAAUGGUCCUUCGUUUGCGAUCCCGCUCCACCCACUCCCUGCCUUCAAAGGGAAAGAUGUGACUGAACAAAAAAAGCCGGGACUCUUUGAAUCAUACACCGACCCCGAGAUGAAGAGAGAAGUCCGGCAAGCUAUGGAAGGCUUCGACUGGAAAGAGGCCCAAGAGAAACUGAAGGAGUCCUUUGCGAACGAUGACUCCGAUCAAACCGAAACGGUCGAAGAGAAGCUUGAAAUACUCAAUGAGGUCCGACUGAAGGUUGACUUUCACGCCAUUAUUAAAUGGUUGAAUGAACAUCAGUAUCUCUUCAAACAGACCGAUAAGAAUUGGAUGGACUCCCGCACGCAGUCCCGAGCCAUCUACAAAGCACUGCCUGAGGAGGUCAUUGAUGGGAUCUGCGAAAGGCACAACAAAGGCGUCAGGGAACUCACCAUCAUGAACUACCAUGACCUUACGGAUAUGAUCAAACGGUACUGCGAGAACAAGAUCGAGAUCAGGAAGACCCACCGCUCUAGAAACGAAGAUGAUACUCGCAAGGUCACCUGGGCCCCGACCCCUCCAAGGAACUCCAGCCCCUCCACGAAAAGCACCAAGACCCCUAGGAUCCUGAGAAAGGAGCCCGACGAAGUGACCAACUCGAAGAUCGACGACCUUACCGCGCAAUUGACCCAGCUCUCGAUCAAUCUGGCGAAAGGGCAGGAGACACAGCUACAGCUCGCUCAGAUCAUCCAGAGGGAGAACGACAGGCAGGCUGCCACGGGGACGAGCCAACCCUUCAGGACAAACGCCGUAUCAAUUGAUCAACCUCAGAACCACGAGAAUCUCUACACAUACGCGGCCUACGGAUCGGGGCGAGGUGGCUACCAAAACAACAUGGCGUGUUGGUAUUGCGCAGGAAGAAACCAUUUUCCCGACACCUGUGCUGACCUGGCCUAUGAUAAAAGCGCCGGUAUCGCGAGUUACGACCCUCAAGGUGGAGCGGCCCUCCUCGGAAGGGGUGAUGCAAUGCUGCCGCCGAAUCUUGUGUACCAAUUCAAGAAGUUCGGAGUCCGAAAGCUCGUCCACAACUGGUUGAUGCGCUUCCCGGAAUCAGAUUUACACCCACUGGUGAGGCGGCUUGAACAACAUAACAAAGCCGGGCUCAGGUUCACACCAACCCAGCCCGAGAACAACAUCAUUGACGAUUUCAUACGGAAGAACCCCGAGGCCUUGGAUCUCUACCGCCCGAAGUAUAAGUCCCCAGAAGGGUUUGAUCGAUUGCCUAAGGAAAUUACGCGUGGGGACCGAGAUAUCCUGGACAGCCAGAACCCGCCGCCUGGAACCUCCACUAAUGUGAUCUUGGUCAACGAAGACCCCACACCAUUUGAUCAAGCAGGGGCGCCUCAGACGCUUACCACUACGACUGUCGCCGUCAACGCCAAUGCAAGGAAGAGGGUCCAUGUCGAAGAUAUCACUGAAGUGCAAGAAGCUGCUCAGCCGAUCAGGAAGUCGACUCCAAUUGAGAAACCAGCCGCUACAGGCAAAGAGAAGAGCCAGAGAUCACCUACAUCGAACCCGCGCCGUAUACCACCGGAGAAGGGCGGGGACCAUCUGAUCAAAAAGGCCAACGGCGCCAAUGCGGUCCAAGUUGGUGAACAAGACUGGGGAGAGGCCUACUGGACAGCGAUCAGCGAGAGAGCCGGCGUGAACGUAAUUCUCAUCGACGAAGUAAGCCAAACCGACCGAACCGAUGAUAAUACGAAGGACCUUCAGCCCGGAGACUAUAUCGUCACAACCGACGCGGGCACAACGGACGAAGAGACAAAGACGGUGGAGGUUCGUCAGAACAAGACGGAGACCUCAGGGAAGACCACGCCCACAGCCAAGGAAAGAGAACCGACUGAUCAGAUGGUUAAUAACAUCGAACUGAUGGACGAGGGCCAAAGCAAGAGAGUCGCCCAGUCCCAGGAACUACCUCGCAUUCUUGUGAGACUCGAUAAUCCGGAGGGCAAGGUCAUCGAAGCCAUGGUGGAUACAGGCUCCGAAGGGAACAUCAUUUCGCAGGAGCUUGCAAAAGCCUGCGGCCUCAAAGUUGCUCCAGCCCGUGCCUCAACCACGUCUUUCUCCCAGGACCAAAUCACCAUGCUAGGCCAGACUACUGUUCGACUGUACCUCGGCAAUCGUGCCGCUAAAAUAAACGUCAACCUUCUCUCCAAACCUGAGGUUGACUGGGAGAGUGGUUUGGAACCGGACGACGUCCCGACGUCACUACGGUGGUUGAGUCGGGAGUCGGGGGAGGAGGUGAUCGGUAUUGUCAAAGCAGAGACGAUCAGGCAAUAUCAUGUGGCCCUUGAGGAUGCAAACCAUUUGAUCAGAAAAUGGGCAAGAAAGAAGUAUGAAAUACGGAAAGGAAAAGACCCGCCUGACCGGAGCAAGUUGGAAGAAAUCUUGGUCAAUACUCUCUACAAAAAGAAAGGCGUCAAGAUCCACCCGAGAGAUGACGUUCCGUCAGAUGGAUCUACCCCAGAAGGUGACCCAGAAUGGAAAGCCAAAAAGUGGGAGAAGGCAAAGGAGAAGUUGCAAGAGGAUUCGAAAUACCGAGAUUGGAUCACGCCAAAAUUCUCAGACAUCAAACGAGGAACCCGGAUCUACAAAGAGCGACUCCAAGGACUAAUUGAUCAAGUGGAUGGCACCCUCACGCGCGAAGAAUUGGAUGUAUUCCUCGAGAUCAUGUACAACAGAGAAGCGGCACUUGCAUGGGAAUUUUCAGAGUGCGGAAAACUUGACCCACUCGUCGCACCGCCGCAGGUCAUCAGGGUGGUUGAGCACAAGGCCUGGCAAGCAAAAGGCAUACCUAUCCCCAAAGGGUGCGAGAAGGAGGUUAUCAAACUCCUGAGAACCCGGAUGGAGAGAGGAAUCCUCGAAGAAGGUCAUGGCCCCUAUAGGAACCCAUUCUUCCUUGUUCAGAAAAAGGACGGUCAGUUUCGAUUGAUCAAUUCGGCUACAUUGAUGAACAAACACACAAUACGGGACAGCCUUAUCCCUCCAGGCUGCGAUGAGUUCUCUGCAGACUUUGCCAUGUGCAGGAUGCUGUCACUCCUGGAUUUCUUUUCAGGAUAUGAUCAGAUGGAACUAGCGGAGGUCAGCAGAGACUUGACUAGUUUCAUGACGCCAAUUGGAUUACUAAGAAUGUGCACGCUGCCGCAAGGAGCCACAAACUCAGUCGCCCAGUUCACCCGAAACAUCCUCCGAAUCUUGAGAGACCUGAUCCCUGACGUCUGUCGGUCCUUCCUAGACGAUAUCUGCGUCAGGGGACCUACAACGGACUACGGUGGGGAGGAGGCAGCCCCAGGAAUACGCCGCUUUGUUCUGGAGCACUUGAUCAACCUCGAUAAAGUGCUAGUGAACAUUGAGCUAUCAGGCUGCACGGUUGCAGGCCAGAAGUCUCAGUUUUGCAGAAAAACGGCAGUGGUUACUGGCUACCUCUGUGGGACCUACGGGAGGAAGCCAGAAGAGAGGAAGGUUGUGAAAAUUUUGGAGUGGGAAGACUGCUUCGACGUAGGGGAGGUAAGGUCCUUCCUUGGCAUUGUGGGAUACUAUCGCCAAUGGAUCAAAUGGUUCGCAUGGAUUGCGAAGGCUUUGACGGAUCUGCUGAAGAAAGACGCCGAGUUUGUCUGGGGAGCAGACCAAAAAGAGGCCAUGGAGACAUUGAAGAAGAGGAUCACGGCACCGCCGAUCCUUAUCACUCUUAACUACUCCGAGGAAGCUGGGGGAGGUGAUCCUCAUGGUCGACGCAAGCCUUUUUAG
Molecule: messenger RNA, 3921 nt
Organism: Fusarium keratoplasticum
Lineage: Eukaryota; Fungi; Ascomycota; Sordariomycetes; Hypocreales; Nectriaceae
Exons: 4
Coding region: 1-3921 (1306 amino acids)
Source: RefSeq, a predicted model, not a curated record